Molecule: messenger RNA, 693 nt
Organism: Pollicipes pollicipes
Lineage: Eukaryota; Metazoa; Arthropoda; Thecostraca; Pollicipedomorpha; Pollicipedidae
Exons: 5
Coding region: 4-693 (229 amino acids)
Biological process (GO): transcription by RNA polymerase I
Source: RefSeq, a predicted model, not a curated record
UGGAUGCACCUGGUGAGCACCUGGAUGCACCUCAGCGCCUCUCAGGAGACAGCGCCUCUCCCGGUGAUCCUCGGACGUAGUCAGUGCUGGCUGUACGUCGGCGAGCUGAUCAUGGAGGAGGCGGAGAGUGCCAAGUUCGAGCAGCUGAAGUCGCCUGGUCCUCUGAGUCAGGAGGAGCUCAGCGAUCAGGACCACCUGGAGCUCUGGCUCGUCCGGCUCAGCCCGCAGGUGGACGCGGAGGAGCUGGUCGGCUGUAAGCUGCCGGUGUCUUCGGGCAAGAGCUCACGCUCCGGCGGACUGGAGCUGAACGCCGAGGCGUUCGUGCCGGCCGGCCUCCACCUGCUGGCGCCCAACAGGAAGGGCAAGAAGCUGAAGCCCGUGCCUGUCCCUCUGCGGGGUCAGAUCACCGUACACCAGCGGCUGGACGUGCCCCCCGGCGACCCGCUGCCGCCGCCGGCCUCAGCCGUGCCGCCGCUGCCGGCCGGCCGGCCCGACCGCCACCCCAUGCUGGGCGUCGGGUACGAGGAGGUACUGCGGGAGAGCAGGCGGGCGCUGGAGGCGGCGCAAUCGCUGGACGUUUUGGACGGCAAGAAAAGUAAAAAGAAGAGAAAAUCGCGGGCGCCUGAAGAAGACGCUGUGGUGAUAGACGUGGGGAGCAGUCGGAAGAAGAAGAGGAAGUCGAAAGGAUCGUAG